Messenger RNA from Trypanosoma brucei brucei TREU927, 1170 nucleotides. RefSeq lists its product as hypothetical. Lineage: Eukaryota; Euglenozoa; Kinetoplastea; Trypanosomatida; Trypanosomatidae. Bases 1 to 1170 code for a protein of 389 amino acids. The transcript has a single exon. The record is from RefSeq and is a predicted model, not a curated record.
AUGACGGGUUGUGGAUGUAUUUACUUUGUUUGUUUCUCUUUUCCUCUACACUUGUUCGUGGCUUAUUUGCAUGGGGGCUCGUGGUGCACUGUAAACGGAAGUGUGGGUAGUGUUUCUAUUAUUACUGUUCUUGCCAUUUCCUCUCUAAAAAUCACUAUGUUCACUGUUCGUUCUGGCGUUGUGAGAUGCGCCAGGUUGUGGGUAUUAUUCUUUUCCAUACACACACCAGCAAUCGCUCACUCCGCUUCGUGGAAUGGUAAGCGAGCGAAUAAGCAAAUUGGGCAACUGGGAGGGUUUUGGAGGAGGGGCGCGAUGCACAUUCAUGAAACGAUCCCUGUUGCGAUUGUUGACCCUGCGGAGCCCAACGCUGCACCAAUACGGAGACACAUUGAGGAUCGCACGCUUUUUGCGUACCGAAAUAUGGGGUUCGCUCUCACACACUACCAUUCGUCUUUCACAGGCGCAAACCGCCAUCCAAUUGUCAUUGAAAACAUGAACCAACUCCGCGUUUACCACAGGCGGGAGUACACGUACAACUUGCUUCUCCGUCGCACGUACAAUGUGAAAACGUUUCAAACGGUUUUGGGAAUUAUUGCAGAUUCUAGAGAGCCAUUUAACAACGUGAAUCAGCUACAAAAUACCAAACUCUACGCAUACCGCAAUACAUCUGCCGAUCAGGAAGUUGUCCAUCGUUUUAGCAAAGAGGCGGUAGGUGGCUCAUACACGCCACCUCAAUACAUGAGGUUUGAUGCACUGAUCACAGGUCCUCAUGCAUCUGCCUUUAUUACUUCCUGCGACAGCAUAACCGAGGAGUUUGUUAUAAAUUUUGUGCGGGCUGGGCAUUACACAUAUUACUUGCACCAACAUCUCAGUAAUCCACGGUACCUUCCUGCUUGGGAAAAGAUUUAUGGUCCCCGGGGGUCGCGCCCCGCGAAGCCGGUUCUCUUUUACAUUGGCGUUGGGCCGCAGGAGUUCCCGGAGAGUUCAAUGAGUGCAGGCAUGCAGCGGUCGCUGCACGCCAUGGUUGAACGUUGUGUUGAUUGUGUGGAGACACCGCCACCGGGGAUUGCGGCAGAUUUAAUUCCCUUUUCUGUACGUGAAACCGCUCGAAAGUACGGCGUUCGAUUGCUGCAGCGAUGGCGAAUGCGCUACUUCGCACUCCGAUGUUAA